This is a messenger RNA of Phytophthora sojae, 363 nucleotides long. RefSeq lists its product as hypothetical. The transcript is spliced from 3 exons. Bases 1 to 363 code for a protein of 120 amino acids. Lineage: Eukaryota; Oomycota; Peronosporomycetes; Peronosporales; Peronosporaceae. The record is from RefSeq and is a predicted model, not a curated record.
AUGAGGAGCCCGCCCACACAAGUGAUAACUACAACCUCCGUCGGCAGCGGUCAACCUCGCCGACGUGGCGAAAGAGUUCCUUGGGUGGAAAUAUGGAAUUCUGAAACGAGCAGUGACGCUACUCUCGACGAGUUUGUGGAUUCGCUGCCCAGCCGCAGUCGUCAACGGAACGAUAAAGUGCCGAGGUGUACUCUGGACCACGCAACCUAUGAUGAAGACGAGACCCUGAUGACGCGGCAUCCGAUGCGCAGAAUCAUCACGGAGUCUCUCUGGCGACAGUCUGCGUGGAUGGACAUCACACAAUGCCUGAUGCACCCGUCGAGUCACCCACAGCUAAGACCAUCCCGAUGUCCGACGCAAUGA